UAGAUAUAGCAAAAAAUAUGAAAAACUAUUUCUUAAAUCUACUGCGACACUUCCGUAUUUGUGUGGAUCGGUGUAAGACAUGACCAGCAAGCUCUGUGCAUGCUUACUGAAUGUAUCUGAAGCACGAAACGUGCAUAUUAUAGAGAAAAUAGCUUAUGCAGCUUUAGAAGUGAAUAACAAGACAAGCAAACAGCAUUGUGCUGCAGUCCUUAAUGUAUUCUCAGACUAUGACUAUAAUAGAACAGUAAUUACUAUUGCUGCUUCUAUAUCUCAUAUAGGUCAGAGUGUCUUUGCUGCUUGUGAAAAGGCAUUUGAUUUGAUAGACUUGAGACAGCAUGAGGGUGUUCAUCCAUGCCUGGGCUCUGUUGAUUUAGUUCCCAUUCACCCCCUCUCACCAGACAUCACACUGGAAGAGUGUGGCAAGGAGGCUAAAGAUUUAGCUGAGAAGUUGUCUAGUAAAAUCCCUGGCACUUCUUUUUUCCUAUUUGGUUGGUCACACCAAGCAUGCAGGGGUCUUGUUCAAAGAAGAAAAGACGUCAGGUGGUUUGCGGGGCAUAAGACUUUGGUAGGGAAUUCAGGCAUACAGGAUGUAGGAGCAAAACCAGGGGCAAGAUAUGGAUUAACAGGUAUUGGUGCUCAUCCUUAUGUUAUGAACUGCAAUGUGACAAUUGACACACAGGACCUUACACUAGGAAAACAGAUUGCUCAAAGUUUGAGAGCUGUCAACCCGGAUGGACUUCCUGGAGUGCAGUCAAUGGCAUUUCUUCACGAAGGCAGAGUGGAAAUUGCAUGUAAUGUGGCGAGUUUCAGUCAUGAAUGUGACCAGAUCAAAGAGAUCUGUUCACACAGGUCUGACGAGAAAAAUUUCUCUGAGGUAAAAGACAAUUGCAAAACAUUAGGUGGGCAUCAACUGUUACCUGACCAAGAGCUAUGCAUGUUUGGACAGUACAAAUAUGUUUCCCCAGAAGUCAUAGAAAAGAAGGUCAAGGCCAGGGCAGCCAUAUUUGGAGUAGAGACUGUGGGAAGAGCUUUGAUUGGUUUCACUCCAGCUGGGGCUGCUGAUGUAGCAAAAUUUGCCCUUGAUAAUGGGAUUUAUGAUUACUGGAAAACUAAGUCAACUAGAACAAUGUAAUCAAUUACUGUUUACAAA
Molecule: messenger RNA, 1150 nt
Organism: Lingula anatina
Lineage: Eukaryota; Metazoa; Brachiopoda; Lingulata; Lingulida; Lingulidae
Molecular function (GO): transferase activity; folic acid binding
Source: RefSeq, a predicted model, not a curated record